Messenger RNA from Eimeria tenella, 1158 nucleotides. RefSeq lists its product as uncharacterized. The record is from RefSeq and is a predicted model, not a curated record. The transcript has 4 exons. NCBI's taxonomy places the organism in Eukaryota, Apicomplexa, Conoidasida, Eucoccidiorida, Eimeriidae. Bases 1 to 1158 code for a protein of 385 amino acids.
AUGAAAUUUGAACGGCGCUUUUUGCUGCUUUCCGCUGCUGCUGCUGCUGCUGCUGCAGUGGUCCACUGGUCCACAGCGGCGGAGGGCCGGUUGCUGCUCCCGCUGCAGCAGCAAACAGCUUCCCGGUCCUUCUUCCAAACCCGCAGCCAAACUGACGCAGAGCCAGAAGCAGAGAGCAGCAGCAACGCAGAAGAGCCGGAGUCAAGUGCGUCGGGCUCGCAGCAGGAGGGGGCCUCCGAAGCAGCAGCUGAGCAGCCGCAACAGCAGCAGCAGCAGCAGCAGCAAGCUGCUGCUGAAGGCGCCCCCGAGUCCAAGUCCGAGGAAGCAGCAGAGGGAGCCGGAGAGGCGGAGACAACAGCAGAAGAACAUUCUGCAACAGAGGCUUCCACUGUUGCUGCACCCAAGCCAGAGCAGCCGCAGCAGCAGCAGCAGCAGCAGCAGCAGCAACCUCCGCAGCAGCAGACUGAAGCCGCAGCCCCCAGCGCAGCCACUCAGUCAGCUGGAGGGGCAGCAGCAGAAGCACCAGCUGCAGCAGAACAGCAACAGCAGCAGCAGCAGCAGGCCACUGAAAAUGCAGCAGCAGCAGCAGCAGCAACUCAUGAGCCGCCGCGCAUGCAGACAGUGGCCCCCCACGAGCCCCAUGGCGACGCUGCAGCUGCAGCAGGAGCUCCUCACGUGGAGGAAAUAACAGCCCAUUGCGUUUUGGCGCACAACAAAAUCCGAACGGCCCGUCUAGACACCUGGGCGGCGCCAGUUGCUGCUGACGACUCUUUGGCUGAAAAGGCCCGCAGCAGAGCGCGGGAGUACAUAAGCAGCAAAUGCGCAGUUUCGGAAGCUUCAAAAGUGGACAAAAGCAGCGAGCUCAUGGCCCACAAGACCGGCGAGGGGUGCGACGGGCUCAGCUACGUGUUUCUGGACGGACUGAGCGAACUAGACGACUCGUUCUUUGCUGCGCUGCAGAAGCGGCAGCAAGUUGAAGCCAAAGGCGAAGGCCAGGCCUUUUUGCCCACAGCUGUUGCUGACCACGAAGUCAAAGCAGCAGCAGGAGCCAAAAUGGCUCCUGUAGAACUCAGUGCUGCUGCUGCUGCUGCUCCUCCCCUUCCUGCUGCGCUGCUGGCCUCUCUACUCGCACUUGCUGCGGCUGCAGUUGCUGCCUGA